Molecule: messenger RNA, 3907 nt
Organism: Conger conger (European conger)
Lineage: Eukaryota; Metazoa; Chordata; Actinopteri; Anguilliformes; Congridae
Gene: dhx16
Product: DEAH (Asp-Glu-Ala-His) box polypeptide 16
Exons: 21
Coding region: 223-3390 (1055 amino acids)
Cellular component (GO): catalytic step 2 spliceosome; intracellular anatomical structure
Molecular function (GO): ATP binding; RNA binding
Source: RefSeq, a predicted model, not a curated record
CAGAUCUUCCGCUUCCGGGUCACGUACAGUUCAGAUGGUCUUUGUCAUUUAUUUCAGUUUGAUCCAAAAAUUCUCGUAAUUUCAUAGAAACUCGUGUUGAACUUUUGAAAUGGGUACGCAGGCUACCUCGCUAGCUAGCUAGCUAAGGUUAGCGGAACAGUUUUGCAAUCUACACCGUGCACGUUGCAGAAUACGGAGGACACGUUACGAAAACAAGUUAAAAUGGCAAAUCUCGAGCAGUGGGUAAAUGACCGUCUACACGACAUCCUGGGUUUGAGCGACAAGUAUGUGGCCCAGUUCAUGAUUGGCUCUGCACGCAAAUCAUCUGGACCUCAAGACUUUGUUUCUCGUCUGCGGGAAACGGGAACCAUUGACAUAGACCAGAGAGUGGUCAACUUCGCAGAGGAAUUGUAUAACAAGAUACCCCGGAAACAAGCUGUGGAGAAACCAGCCCGGGCAAGAGAGCGAGAAAUCCUAGAGAUCGAGAGAAAGAACCGCACUUAUACCUUGCUGGAAGACAGUGAGAGUGAGGGAGAGAUAGUGAGGGAUCGGGUAAAGGAGAAUAAGAAAGACAAGGACCGAGGAAAAAAGAGAAAGCACCUGCGGCAGAAAAGGGAAGAGAGUCCAUCUUCUAGUGAAGAAGAGACGAACAAGAGCAGCAAGAGAUCUGCUGCUGAACAAAAGGAUGGGGAGCAAGAGGAAGAGGAAGAGGAGGAGGAGUGGGAGAAGGAGGAGAGGGAGCGAUUGCAGGACCUGGAAGAACGGGAUGCCUUUGCUGAGAGAAUGAAGCUGAAAGACAAGGAUAAGACCAGGCACAUACUGGAGAGGAAUGACAAAAAGGCCUAUGAGGAGGCCCAGAAGCGACUGAAGAUGGCUGAGGAGGACCAGAGGAAAAUGCUCCCAGAGCUGAGGAAGGAGUCCCGGCAGAAGUAUCUGUCCACACGAGCGCAGGAGAAGCUGGAGGACCUGGAGGCAGAGAUCGCAGACGAUGAGUACCUCUUCUCCAGCCAGUCUCUGACGGAGCGGGAGACGCAGGAUCUCCAGUACAAGCGUACAGUCCGAGACCUGGCCAAGGAGUACAAGAAGGCAGGAGCCAAAGAGAAGGAUGAGAGGAAGAACAGAUAUUACAUGCCGGAGGAGAACAGGAGCAAGACGGUUCCCCAGCGGGAGCUGGAGCUGGACCCGGAGGAGGGUGGGCGCGAGGGCGGAGGGGAGCAGGGCCGCUGGGAGGAGGAGAGGCUGAGCGCCGCGGCCCUGCACUUCGGGGCCAAGCAGGAGCGUGAGCGAGGGAUGAAGGCCGAGAUGGAGAAGUACCAGUUGGUGCUGGAGGAGGAGGAGAUGAUCAACUUCGUCAGCGCCGUCACCAUGAAGGGAACGCGGAUGAAGAAGGAGCAGAGCGAGCCUGUGGUAUCACAGGCCGAGCAGCAGAGACAGUCCAUUCAGGAGGUGCGCCGCAGCCUGCCUGUGUUCCCCUACAGAGAGGACCUGCUCUCUGCCAUCCACCAACACCAGAUCCUCAUCGUCGAGGGCGAGACAGGCUCCGGAAAGACCACACAGAUCCCCCAGUACCUCGUGGAGGAGGGUUACACAAAUGGAGGGAUGAAGAUCGGAUGCACUCAGCCGCGGAGGGUGGCGGCCAUGUCGGUGUCAGCCAGGGUGGCUCAGGAAAUGGGUGUCAAGCUGGGCAACGAGGUGGGGUACUCGAUCAGAUUCGAAGACUGCACCUCGGAACGCACCGUGCUGAAGUACAUGACAGACGGCAUGCUGCUGAGGGAGUUCCUCACUGAACCAGAUCUCGCCAGCUACAGUGUGGUUAUAAUUGACGAGGCCCACGAGCGUACCCUUCACACCGACAUCCUGUUUGGGCUGAUAAAGGACAUCGCCCGCUUCCGGUCUGACCUGAAGGUCCUGGUGGCCAGCGCGACCCUGGACACGGAGCGCUUCUCCUGCUUCUUCGACGAUGCGCCCGUCUUCAGAAUCCCCGGCAGGAGGUUCCCUGUGGACAUUUACUACACCAAGGCGCCAGAGGCAGAUUACCUGGAGGCGUGUGUGGUGUCCGUGCUGCAGAUCCACGUCACGCAGCCCCCAGGAGACGUGCUGGUCUUCCUCACCGGACAGGAGGAGAUCGAGGCUUGCUGUGAACUCCUGCAAGAGAGGUGCAGGCGUUUGGGCUCCAAGAUCUCUGAGCUGAUUGUACUUCCCAUCUAUGCAAACCUGCCCUCCGACAUGCAAGCAAAGAUCUUCAACCCCACCCCUCCAGGGGCCCGGAAGGUGGUGGUGGCCACAAACAUUGCUGAGACCUCCCUCACCAUUGACGGGAUCAUUUAUGUGAUCGACCCUGGGUUCUGCAAGCAGAAGAGCUAUAAUGCCCGGACAGGCAUGGAGUCCCUCAUCGUCACGCCCUGCUCCAGGGCAUCGGCGAAUCAGCGGGCAGGACGUGCGGGCAGAGUAGCUGCUGGGAAGUGCUUCCGGCUUUACACUGCUUGGGCCUUCAAAAACGAGAUGGAGGAGACGACAGUGCCUGAGAUCCAGAGAACCAAUCUGGGCAACGUGGUCCUGUUGCUCAAGAGUCUUGGAAUUAAUGACCUGAUCCACUUUGACUUCAUGGAUCCGCCCCCUCAUGAGACCCUUGUCCUGGCCCUGGAGCAGCUGUACGCACUGGGUGCUCUCAAUCACCGCGGGGAGCUCACCAAGCUGGGUCGCAGGAUGGCAGAGUUACCUGUGGACCCUAUGCUGAGCAAGAUGAUCCUGGCUUCUGAACAGUAUAAGUGCUCAGAAGAGGUGGUAACCAUCGCUGCCAUGCUGUCGGUGAAUAACUCUGUCUUCUACCGGCCCAAAGACAAGGUGGUCCAUGCCGACAACGCCAGGAUGAACUUCGUUGUGCCUGGAGGAGACCACAUGGUCCUGCUGAAUGUCUAUGCACAGUGGGUGGAGAGCGGGUACUCCACUCAGUGGUGCUAUGAGAACUUCAUCCAGUUCCGCUCCAUGAAGCGGGCGCGGGACGUGCGGGAGCAGCUGGAGGGGCUGAUGGAAAGGAUCGAGGUGGAAGUGUGCAGCUGCCAGGGAGACAGCACACCCAUCCGCAAGGCUGUAACUGCGGGCUACUUCUACCACACGGCGAGGCUCAGCAAAGGGGGCUACAAGACAGUGAAGCACCAGCAGACGGUCUACGUUCACCCCAACAGCUCCCUGUUCGAGGAGCAGCCUCGCUGGCUCAUUUACCACGAGCUGGUUUUCACCACCAAAGAGUUCAUGAGACAGGUGAUAGAGAUUGAUAGCGGCUGGCUGCUGGAAGUGGCCCCGCACUACUACAAGAGCAAAGAGCUGGAGGACAGCAGCAGCAAGAAGAUGCCCCGCAAGCAGGGCAAGGCUCGGGAGGAGCUGGGGUGAAGGAGCGACCGGAGCUGACCUGACCUGAGAGACCAGAAGCCAGGCUCAACCUGGGACUCUAAUAACACCAGAAUGCCAUGUGACCUGAAGUAACUUAAUUUCUUAUCGGAGGAUUUUUUUUUUUUUUUUUUUUUUUUUGAAGCAACAAGAGCGGCAUUUCCAGUUCGCGUCUGUAUGAAGACCUGGGUUUAACACAAAUUCCUGUUCCUCAUUCCAUUGACUUAAGACGGCUCUUGUUUGCAUUUGCUGCGAUUGGUUGAGUGAUGCCAUGAGAGCAAAGGUUUCCAAAGCACGGACACAUGGACGUCUGAUCCAUUUUACAUUUAUUAGUGCCUGGUCCAAAGGACAGGAUACUGAUCUAAAAUGCAGAGCAAGGGAGUUGCCAAUUUCAUGAACAUGAUGAUCAGCUCACUACUGAGAAGUGUGAACUUUGGACAUGGUAAACUCUUAACAUGGUGAGCCAACUCUUUAACAUUGUACAAAAUUCAAUAAACAAGUAUGAUUUACAGAUUUCUAA